AUGGCCUUGAAAAAGAAAAAAACGCCGAAGUUGGAAAAAGAACAAUUGUACAUGCUUGAAAUUCUCGUUGAUUGUUUAAAUCUAUGUCCUGAGAAGAUUAUUAAUAACGAAGAGCACGAUUUGAUGAUACGUGUAAGCUUCAUCGAUUUCACGUCUGUCGAUAUCAUCGCCGAGCAAUUGGCCGAGCUCAAAGGCAAAGAAAGUAAGAACAAAAAAAGACGAUUCUCCGAUGAGUACAUCAACUACGAGGGUAAGACGUGUCUGUUCGUUCGAACGCCGAGUAAUUUAAUACGAUCUAUAAAAUCGACUCCUCUGAGCGUCGAAGUGUAUCGAAAUCUUCGCGAAGAGGAUCGUAACUUGCAAGAUAACGUCGGCCAGGUUCUUAUCUGCGCGGCAACGGCAUUUCUGCCGGUAUAUUUCUGCGAUCGCGUAACCGCGGCCAAGGACAAGAUAGACGGACUACCGAAACCGUAUACGCUGAUGCAGGUUUACACCUUGACCAACGAACAAGGACAUCCUUGCGGAUCUAUCUCGAUGUAUUUGAGACUGUCGUGUUUCGGAAGCUCCAUUAUCAAUCAUCUUACGCUUCAUGAAAAGUCGUUUGUGUUUCGGGGAUUUCCUCUCGGUGCGAAAUUUCGUUGCGCGAGACUCUCCGAUGAAAAUAUAAGCGAUGAGAAAGAUAGGACGAAACGCAACGAUAACACGUUCUUACUAUUGAGUAAGAUUUUAGAUCCCGCAUAUUCGAAAUUACAUGACGGAAAAGAUAUAGAUACAGAUGCGCGUUUCGCGUUGACGAGACCAGAAUCGCCGCCUCGUAUAUCAAUGGACCAACCGGGAUUCGAAAAGCUCACGAGCGCUGAAAAACUAAACGACCGCAAGUAUCGCGGUUUCAUUUACGAGAUAUAUCCGAACGAGCCUACUUGUUCGUGUCUACCGACAAAUAGAUCGACGCAUCCUAUGAUAUGUCGUUCCGGAUGCGUUCGCUCUUGUUGCAUGAGUUUGAGAAAUCCCGAUAUUCUCAAAAACGUUCCAUCACUCGCUACCGAUUGCGUCGACAAUUUACAUUUAGAAUCAGGUGCGGAACAGGACGUAAAUUUUUACGACAAUAUGAGAAUGAGAGGUGGCGAAAACACAGACGAUAAUCAUUUAAAUAGCAAUGCGGUAUGGAACGAGGAGUAUAUGUGGUACAAAAAUAACAAUUUUAAAAAUCGCAUGAAGGGCGGAAGCGACUAUGGUGCGUCGUACGCAGCUUCCGAAGCGACUAGUGUCAUAUAUGAAAAAAGUAAGGAAACUGGUACUGACUCACCGUACAAAUCACGUCCAAGAACCACAGAUGGAGCGAAGGCGGCAGCGAAUUGCGUUUGUCCGGGGAAGAAUCUGUCGUCUUGGAGAGCGGGAACCUCGACGUGCACGAAGAAACCUUGCGUGGGCGCAGAUUGCAUGAUACGUGCCUUUAAGGAGGCUCAAGAGUUCGUGGACUCCAUUGGCAAGGUGCCAGGUCUGGUAGGCCUCGGCUUGAUGGAUCCAUCCGAGAGUCCCUAUUUCAGAAGGGACAUUGAUAAAGAUUAUGUCGUCCAGGAAACGCCGAGCGAGAGAAAACGAGCAUAUCCCGUCCCGACAUUGCCGAGUUUACAAUGUACCGCCCCUUGCAAUACGCAGAUUAGUAAGCCCGUCGUCAGCGACCCUUCUAUAGCUUACAGUUAUAUGACUUCCAUUACCACAAUGACAGCGGUCCCAGGACGCACCGGUGUCGUACGCGAAGCGAUACCGUCUUUCCCGGAAGCGACGCUAGUCCCGAUCUCCGUCAAGCCGAAGAAGAAGGAGGAUAAAAAGGAAGAAAAGUUGGAGAAGCAGAAGGAGAAAGAGCUGGAAAUUACGUCGACCGCGCUAUCGGACGACGACGUCGGUCCCUGCGGCGAACCAAAAUGCAAAUCUCGCCGAAAAAAACCCCACAGCGACCAUCCGGUGACGACACCGCAGGAAACCGUCGAAGAAUCGCAGAAAUCCUCGAUACCGCCGAGCAUCGGGGUGAAGGGCGUUAGUCACUCCAUCAAAAGACGACAGCCGAAGGGUAAGCUUCCACCUGGUCCGGGUGGAGAUCGCAACGUCGCGAACGAUCUCCAGCCAAUUAAAGUUAGCAAACGCGUGAUGCGUCACAUCUAUUCGAUCGGGAACGUUUAUCCCGGGACUAAUUACGGCCACAAGAACUGCAUCGAUCCGCGAUUGAGGGUGCCGGCUAACAUGGGCUGGUUAUGGAACAUAAGCACGAUGGUAGGCACGCUGAAGUAUCCGCGUAUCGGUUGGAAACCGGGCGCGAUUAGCCGUUUCUUGAACGAAUUGUUGAAGGAGGCUAAGGGCGUUUCCCUGCUGGAACAUAGUCGACCGAGGUUGACACCCUCGCGCACCGGCUUGCGUCGCGGCAAGUUGUACAAGAGCUUGAGCUACAGUUCGCUGAAGAAGGAAGACGAAGAUGAAGUAGAACCGCCGCCCACCCUGCAUAUCCAUCGGAAGGACGGCACGUAUUACGUGACGAUGUAUCCGAUUCGGCAGGAGACCGCGGAUGUGCCGCAGCUUGAAGAGCCGAUGAAGCCGCUCCAGUUCAAGAUAGUACGCAACAAGGACGACGCCUCCGUCGCGACGAGUUCCACGGCGUCAGACAUGGAGAUCGAGUUCUCGCCACCAGCAGCGGUCAACAGGUACCGCAGGAAACCGGACGUGAUUCACGUGGACACUCAGGUCAGGCAGCAGGAGAUCCUGGACGCCUUCAAAUCAACGGUCGACGCACCCAAGAAAAAGGAAAAGAAGGGCAAGAAAGGAAAGAAGUAA
This is a messenger RNA of Formica exsecta, 2826 nucleotides long. RefSeq lists its product as uncharacterized. Lineage: Eukaryota; Metazoa; Arthropoda; Insecta; Hymenoptera; Formicidae. Bases 1 to 2826 code for a protein of 941 amino acids. The record is from RefSeq and is a predicted model, not a curated record. The transcript has a single exon.